AUGGACGAGAAAGUACCUGAGAACUCCGUACAGUCGGAGUAUACUCAAGUGCCUCGCGAGCGUCUGGCGCCAGGGACGGUAGCAAAUUUCCCUGGCUCUCUUGUGGCCAAUCAUCUUGGUGGUACCCUCAAAGCUACGACUUAUCCACAAGACAAAGGAAGGCUAGCCAAUUGGGCCGCCUACUUCAGGGAAGGGUGGGACGAUCCUGGGAUAUGGAAAAGCGCUUUCGUAGAAGCGUUCGCCUCAUUCCUUCUUUGCUACCUGAGCGGCAUGAUUGACAAGACCAUUACGAAUUUUGGGACUUCGCAGGCUCCGGCAUAUGCUGGGGUCGUUAACAUCUUCCUUCUGACUUUGUUUAUCAUGGCAUUUGCGCCUGGCUCUGGAGGUCAGUUCGAGCAGUCUGGGCCACAUCAAUCCCAUCAUCACAUUCUCAACAAUGACCGUGGGUUUGACGGGUUUCUCACGAGGUAUUUCCUCAUAUUCCACACGAGGCACAGGAAGGAACGCUUACCGAGCGCAUCAGCCAUACUCUACAUGAGCGGCCAACUUCUGGGUGCCGGGCUGGCUGGUGGCGUCCUUCGUGGUGCCUUUGGCGCAGACCGCUCAAUCGAGUCAGUAAUGUCCAAGUCCUCGGCGCCUCGGCUCUGA
This is a messenger RNA of Letharia lupina, 648 nucleotides long. RefSeq lists its product as uncharacterized. The transcript is spliced from 3 exons. The record is from RefSeq and is a predicted model, not a curated record. NCBI's taxonomy places the organism in Eukaryota, Fungi, Ascomycota, Lecanoromycetes, Lecanorales, Parmeliaceae. The coding region runs from base 1 to 648 and encodes 215 amino acids.